GGAGGGACCAGAAACCCCAGGGCGGGGGGGCGGCGGGGGCGGGGGUGGGGCACCGGCCUGGGGCACGUGACUGAGCCCUCCCCCCGCUCCCCAGGGGCUUUUGUGAGACUUUCUCGGUGAUGCUCACGGGGCGCAUGCCCACCUGGCCCGUACUAAAGCGUCAACUGUUGACUUGGGCGUAGGUGACGGCAGCCACAUUGCUAACCUUUGGGCAAGGAUUGUUUGUAAGGGAGGCGGGUGCACGGCUGGCUAGAUUUCUGGCAGGAAGCCACUGGGCGGAAGUUUGCUGAGGGUCAGGUGGUGUCAGGGCACAGGUGGCCCCUGGGGCCGCGGGGCAGUGAGCUGAGGGCCCGGCCUCUCCCUGGGUCCUCUGUCCGCUCUCAUAUCUCCCCCGUUGCUGCUGCCUUAGCCGCCUGUCACCGGCCUUCCUCCCCUUCUCCGCACGCAUCCCAGUCACAGACCCUGACCUUAGGCUGCCAGGGAAGCUAGGCUCUUAAGCACAGCCAGAAAAGGACAAAGAGGGAGGCAGGUCAGCUCCAGGAGUGAAUGGAAGCCGUACAGCUGGCCUUCCAGGGAAAGACAAGUCUGUCUGAGUGAUACCCUUUCCUUUCCUGUCUGCCCUCAAUCUUGUGGAUUACUGGAGUGGGCAAGGUCUUAGAGAAUGUCUGUCGAGGAUGUCUGCAGGUUUUAAACAGUGCCUGCCUGGCAGAGAGGGCUAGCUCUGGGCCUGGGCAGGGCAGGCCCCAUCAGCAAUCCUGCCAGAAGGACCACCUUUUCAGGGUCACCUUGGGUUCCACAGCCUUUCCAGGUGGGUAGAGGGUGGAGGGAGGUUGAGGCAGGAGGGUGCUGGGCUAGGAGUGUGCUGCCCUCGCUAGGCAUGCCCUUAUCCAGAGGCAACGGAUACGGUAGGGCAGGCCCUACCCCCAAAUCACAAAAAGGCCCCGAGUUUGUGUCACUGCUCUUCAGGGCAAGUACGCUUUUGACUUUGUAGGAGAGACUGGUGGGUUUGAAGUUAGGCAUUGGAUCCAGUCCUGUCAUGUCUGGUUAGCUGUUUUCCCUGCAGAUUAGGGUGGGCAGUGCAGUGGGGUGACAUGGUCAGUGGUGAGAAAGGAAAGGUCCUGACUAUGGCCUGUAGGCCACACCUCCUUCCUUCUUGGUCAGUGGCCCUGCCGACUCCCAGAUUUGCUGUGGAGUCUUACUCAGUUCUGUGCCUCUCAAAGUGAGGUACCUCUGCCUUUCCUGGGAGUUCCUGGGGCUCUGUUGGGUCUACAGAUGAAGCUUCAGGAGAAACUUGUGGCAUUGCCCUGAGUUGUCAGUUGCAUCUGCAGAUUUUUGGGGGCAUGGUUAUGUGAACAUCAAAAUGCUGUAUUACAGGGUAGAAUGCAAAAAUGCAGGGUGUUUUAGAGAUGCGGCAGGAGUUCAGACAAGGGUUGUGUGCCGGGCUGGUCCUUGGGUAAGGUUUUCCUCCUCCAGGGUGAGGGGAUCAGAGAGAGUACCUGGAGAGGGUCUACCCUGGGUCCUAAGAGCAUCUGGAGGUGAUACCUUGGGAGGGGACAGGAUUGCAUGGUGACAGCCCCCUCACGUGGAAGAUAUCAGCAUUGAGGCCCCCAAGUGGACAUCCUCCAGCCCUUUAUUGCUAAAGGAUUCCUGGCUGGAGCCUGCUGGUCUGGCUUGACACCUGGUCCUCCCCCAAGGCUGGCUGUGGGUUGGACAGCUGGGGUAGGGUUGGAGCUGGAGGCCAAAUGCUGACUGCAGCAGGAAGCACAGCCGAGCUGUCAGCUUGCGCGAUCUCUGGCCUCUUCAACUGCAUCACCAUCCACCCUCUGAACAUUGCGGCCGGCGUGUGGAUGAUCAUGAAUGCCUUCAUCUUGUUGCUGUGUGAGGCGCCCUUCUGCUGCCAGUUCAUCGAGUUUGCAAACACAGUGGCGGAGAAGGUGGACCGGCUGCGCUCCUGGCAGAAGGCUGUCUUCUACUGCGGGAUGGCGGUCGUUCCCAUCGUCAUCAGCCUGACCCUGACCACGCUGCUGGGCAACGCCAUCGCCUUUGCUACGGGGGUGCUGUACGGACUCUCUGCUCUGGGCAAAAAAGCCCAGACUGAGGCUGGUUCCUUCGCAGCCCAGCAUCCCAGGGAGCCUGGGCCAUUCUCAGAGGGGACAAGACAGGCCUUUGCCACCCCAGCAGUUGUCUCUGGGGAAAUCAGAAUGCCUGCAGGGGCGAUGCGAUCUCCUAUGCCAGGAUCCAGCAGCAGAGGCAGCAGGCGGAUGAGGAGAAGCUCGCGGAGACCCUGGAGGGGGAGCUGUGAAGGGCUGGGCGCCCCUCCCUCCCUGUCCCCUCUUCUGGCUCUGUGUGGGUCCAAGUGAGGCCUGGACUGUCCACGCUGAGGCACAGCCUGGAGAGGGGCCUUUGCACGUGUCCCUACACCUGGAGUCCUCUGCUCCUUUCUCCAGACUGGCUUAAGCCAGGAGCCACUGGCUGCUGGUGUGAGGGUCUGGGCUGCUGGACUUGAGGCAGAGCCUGCAGCAGCUGUGUGGACACUACCCAGCCCUACUCCUCUGCUGGGUGGGUCUGCAGAUCUCACACCACAGACAGGGCUGCCUGUGACCUGCUGUGACCUGGGAGCAGCUUCCCCUGGAGAUGCUGGUCCUGGCUUGAGGGGAGGGGCAAGUGGGACCCUGCCACCUGGGCACUGAGCAGAGGGACCUCCCCCAGCUCUCUUAGCAGGUGGAGCCCCAGGGCCUGGGACAGCCUGCCGCUGCCAGCAACCUCCCACUGCUGCCUAGGGUGCAGCGCCCACUGUCACCCUGCCUUCUGAAGAAGCCCACAGGGCUCCUAAGGUGCACCCCGGUACCUGGAACUGCAGCCUUGGCAGUGACUGGACAGCUGGGUGGGGGAUGCUCCCUGCUGGCCCUGGGAACCUUGGACAGGCCACCUCAAGGCCCCUCGGCUGCCCCUCCUCCCUGGGCCUGCUGGGGCCCCUAGGUUCUGCCCAUCACCCCCCGCCCCUGCUGGCCUUGGUGCUAAGGAAGUGGGGAGAGCAGGCUCUCCCUGGCACCGAGGGUGCCCACCCUCUCCCUGGUGUGGCCCCGUCAACAUCAGCCACAGCCCAGCCCCAUUAGUGGGUUAGUGGGUCUGACCUCAGCCCCACUCAGGUGCUCCUGCUGGCCUGCCCAAGCCCUGCCCUCAGGGAGCUUCUGCCUUUUAAGAACUGGGCAGAGGCCACAGUCACCUCCCCACACAGAGCUGUCCCCACUGCCCUGGGUGCCAGGCUGUCCGGAGCCAGGCCUACCCAGGGAGGAUGCAGAGAGCUGGUGCCCAGGAUGUGCACCCCCAUAUUCCCUCUGCCCUGUGGCCUCAGCCCGCUGGCCUCUCUGACCGUGAGGCUGGCUCUCAGCCAUCGGGCAGGUGCCUGGUCGGGCCUGGCUUAGCCCAGGUGGGGUUUGGCAGAAGCGGGCGGGUGUGGAAGAUAUUCCAUCUGGGGCCAACCCCAGGCUGGGCCUGCGCUGAGCUUCUGGAGCGCAGGUACUGGGUCUUGCUAAGUGAACUGUUUCCCAGGAACACCUCUCGGGCCCAUCUGCGUCUGAGGCUGGGAGUGGCAUCUGAGGCCGGGAGUGGCAUCUGAGGCCAGGAGUGGCAGGCUGGUGGGCUGGGCGUGGGGUUUUCUGGGCCCUGCCCAGUACUGCCCUGGGGACUUGGUGGGCUCCUGGGUCAGCAGCAUCCCACCCCUGGGAGUCUGGCCAGCUGAGCCCCAGGGUGGCAGGGGCAUUAUAGCCUGGUGGACAUGUGCCUUCAGGGUUCCUCCGGGGCCACCUUCCUCAGGCCAGUGCUGGGUUCAAAGGGCUGUGUGUGUGUGUGUGUGUGUGUGUGUGUGUGUGUGUAUGUAUAUGUGUGUGGGUGCACACAUCUGUCCCAUGUAUGCAGUGAGACCUGUCUACCUCCCACAAGGAGCAAGGGCUCUGCCCGCCCUCUGCUCAUUCCUACCCAGGUAGUGGGACCCCGGGCCCCCUUCUGCCUGGCUUGCCUGCUUCUGCCCUUUCCAGAGGGGUCUCACUGACAGCCAGAGACAGCAGGAGAAGGGUUGGCUGUGGAUCAAGGAAGGCUGCCCCUGUACCCUGUGGGGAAAUGGUGGGUGCAUGGCUGGAUGCAGAGGUGGAAGGCCCUGGGCCACAGGCGAGAGUGGGCGUGUCACCUGUCCCAGGUUCCCAGCAAGUCUGCAGCUGUGCAGUCCUGGGGUCCCUGACCCUGUCGCCCAGGGGGCGUGCUGUCCAGCAGGGGCCCUGCCUUGCAAGGAACGUCUCUUCCGGCGGCUGGGCCGCUCCUGCCUGGUCUGGGCUGUGUGUGGCGCCCUUUCCUCCUUGUUUGUUCCUCUGUGUUCUGUGUGCGUCUUAAGCAAUAAAGCGUGGCCGUGGCUCGCGUGCCUGCCCUCUGCUCCCUUCUGCCUUGGUGCCUGUGUGUGAGUGUGGAAGCCAGGCAGGAGCCGCUGGCCCAGGAAAUAACUAC
Messenger RNA from Homo sapiens (human), 4497 nucleotides. RefSeq names its product calcium channel flower domain containing 1 (gene CACFD1). Gene Ontology annotation, cellular component: synaptic vesicle; immunological synapse; plasma membrane. The coding region runs from base 1743 to 2360 and encodes 205 amino acids. The transcript is spliced from 6 exons. Lineage: Eukaryota; Metazoa; Chordata; Mammalia; Primates; Hominidae. The record is from RefSeq and is a predicted model, not a curated record.